CUUUUUUCCCAGGCCUCAGAUAAGAGUUCUAAAAGCUUUAAUACAUUCCUUUCCUUGUUUCUUAUACCUAGAACUAGUUUUGUUAACAAAUAGGACACUUUUCGGCUUAAUGGCUCCGCUGAUGACACUUCACGUCUAAACCGUUGUAGCUGAAUGGAGGCACCCAAAUCCCAAACAAAUAAGAAACAACGUGUAGAGAAAGAAAUAGAUGCGGAGGUCGCGAACGCGGCUAGUCGGCCGCCGGUGGAAGGCGAACAGCAGCGGGUCCUGUGCUCCAAGGGAUGUGGGACAUGGCUGCUUGCUGGCUUGAGCAAGUAUCACUUGAACGAGCACUACCGCAGCGAGCGCUGUCAGACAAGUAGGCCCGUGCCCCGACGAAACACGCUGCAUAACUUCUAUGAGCGGCAGCAGCAGCAGCCAGCCGAGGCGGCAAAACCGGCGACCGUGCAUCCACCACAACCAGCUCUGCCGCCUGAUGGACCGGA
This is a messenger RNA of Astrephomene gubernaculifera, 485 nucleotides long. The record is from the annotation of a GenBank genome assembly. Lineage: Eukaryota; Viridiplantae; Chlorophyta; Chlorophyceae; Chlamydomonadales; Astrephomenaceae.